GCUUUAGUGCUGACUUGGAGCUGUACUUCCGGGCGGUGCUGUCACAAUCUAGUAGCCCCGCCCGGAAAGUGGACACGGAGACACCGGGAGAUUUGUGCAUUUGACAAGAAACUAGAAAACAUAUGACAUAUCCAUUUAAACCUCCUACAAGGCACUCCCUCACAUCACACUAAUGGAGUCUCAGAACACAACAAAGCUCAUCUCCCGCAAGAGAAGAAAAGAUGUUGGCGGAUCCAAUGGGACAACCGAUCAAGAGUCUGUUCUUAGAAAAGUUCCUCGAUUUAUGACGGUUGGUAAUUGGGGUGUAAGUGAGCCUGCACCAUUCUCAGAUGAAAUACAGAUUGACCAUGAAAAGCCAUACACAAGAGUAACAAUGGAAGAAGCAAAGACGGGGACGCCACCUGACAGACCAGUGAGGGUUUAUGCGGAUGGUAUCUUCGACUUAUUCCACUCUGGACAUGCCCGAGCUUUAAUGCAAGCAAAGAAUCUCUUUCCUAACACAUACCUGAUUGUAGGAGUCUGUAGUGAUGAGUUGACACAUAACCUGAAGGGCUUCACAGUGAUGAAUGAGGAAGAACGGUAUGAUGCAGUUCAGCACUGUCGCUACGUAGAUGAGGUGGCGAGGAACGCACCAUGGACGCUCACCCCAGAAUUCCUUGAGGAGCACAGGAUUGACUUUGUGGCCCAUGAUGAUAUCCCUUACUCAUCUGCAGAAAGUGAUGACGUUUACCAGCACAUAAAAGACGCAGGAAUGUUUGCACCAACCCAGCGCACAGAAGGAAUCUCUACAUCUGACAUCAUUACUAGGAUUGUACGAGAUUAUGAUGUCUAUGCUCGCCGAAAUCUUCAGCGUGGCUACACUGCAAAGGAGCUUAAUGUCAGCUUCAUAAACGAGAAGAAGUACAACCUACAGGAGCGUGUGGAUAAGGUGAAAAAGAAAGUGAAGGACGUGGAGGAAAAGUCUAAGGAAUUUCUGGAGAAGGUAGAAGUGAAAAGCAUUGACUUGAUCCAGAAAUGGGAGGAAAAGUCCAGGGAAUUCAUUGGUAACUUCCUGGAAAUGUUUGGCCCAGAAGGAGCUUUGAAACACAUGCUGAAGGAAGGCAAGGGGAGAAUGCUUAAUGCCAUCAGCCCUAAACAAAGCCCAAGCAGCAGUCCUGCGCGAGAACGCUCUCCUUCCCCAUCUUUCCGCUGGCCCUUCUCCAGAACCUCCCCACCUGCAUCUCCAGGCAGAAGGUCUCGAUCUGCGGCCGCUGCUUAUGACAUCAGUGAGGAUGAAGAGGACUAAGUUGCUAUCUUUUCCCUCUUGUGCAAUCCUUCCCACCAGCUGCUGAUUCCAUAUUUUCUGAUUGCCAGGAAAAAAGCCACAUAGAAAGGAGGUUGGACUUGUUGUAAACCCCAUAAACCUGAAGAUGAUCUAGACCGCGUGGCACUGAAUAAGAUGCUCGCUUCUUACCUACAAAUAACCAUAAUAAUUUUGUUUUCAUUUUUUUUGUAUGAAAUCAGUCUGUCUUUUUAAUGAACUAGACGUCCGAAAUCUUUCUUCAUUCUUGAUUUGUCUUCUAUUUUUCUGGAAGGUAUUAUCGCAUGGGAUUGUUGCACCUCAUUAUAACCCUUUUAUUACUUGAACCUUAAACAUCAUUUCUGCUGCGAGCUCCCAUUUCACAGGACUGUAACGGAUUUUAAUGGAGGACAGGUUUUCAAAUUCAAGUGGCACAGGGAGAAUGUUUGUUUUUAUAUGUGUCAGUGUGAAGGCAUUAAUGAAACUUUACUGAGCUAUGGGAGUAGUGACCAGUCACAUGCUUUCUGUUUUAAACAUUACCCCAUGGAAUUUAGCCAUUUCUCAUUAAAAGUGCCUGUUGUCAUAAAA
Rana temporaria (common frog) is the source of this 1867-nucleotide messenger RNA. RefSeq names its product phosphate cytidylyltransferase 1A, choline (gene PCYT1A). Gene Ontology annotation, biological process: CDP-choline pathway. Gene Ontology annotation, cellular component: endoplasmic reticulum. The transcript is spliced from 10 exons. NCBI's taxonomy places the organism in Eukaryota, Metazoa, Chordata, Amphibia, Anura, Ranidae. The record is from RefSeq and is a predicted model, not a curated record. Bases 173 to 1285 code for a protein of 370 amino acids. Gene Ontology annotation, molecular function: phosphatidylcholine binding; choline-phosphate cytidylyltransferase activity.